AUGGAGUCUAUUUGCACUGAGCAUCAACCAAAUCACUUCUUUAUGGGGGCUGUCGAAUACCCGUUCUGGGAGCAAGGGCAACCGUGGGAGGGAUAUAUUGAGCCACGACAACCCGUAUUUUCUGACCCGUUUGAAGGCGCUUCUCCUGAAUCUUCCUUUGAUGGAGCUAUGGCCUGGACCGACACCUGUGAGCAGCUGUACUAUAUGCGAAGCUCAGUGUCACCUACGACACUCUCGCCUCCUGUGGCAGCACCCGAGUUAGUCAACCCGAAAGCAACUGAAACUAUUCAGACUCAACCACCGGAAACAUCAACUGUGGCCAAAAACCCAGGCACAAGCACAAAACGAAAGCGAAGACAACCUCAAAGCGUUGCAAAGUCAACUCAUGCCGGCGACUCAAGACUAAAACGGCCUUUUCUCUCCCGCUCAACUUCCUUCUCCUCGUCCACCGUCGACCCCCUUUCGCACAGUAAGGACGACAAGGCCAAGAAUAAAGAGGACAUGUACCUAGAGCGCAGCCGGGUUGCAUCCAACAGGUUUCGAGAACGCAAGCGCAACGAAAUCGCCCAGCUUGAGUCAGAAGAAUACACCAUAGAAGACGCAAACCGUCAGCUGCGCAGCAUUCUUGACGCACUGACGAGUGAGAUACUCUCCCUCAAGAUGCAGCUGCUUCAGCACACAAACUGCAAUUGCGAACUGAUUCAAGCCUACAUUAACAAGGAAGCACGUCAUUUCGUCAAGAGUCUACAGGGAGUUGCCAAGGGGUAG
This is a messenger RNA of Metarhizium brunneum ARSEF 3297, 768 nucleotides long. RefSeq lists its product as uncharacterized. The record is from RefSeq and is a predicted model, not a curated record. Gene Ontology annotation, molecular function: DNA-binding transcription factor activity, RNA polymerase II-specific; RNA polymerase II cis-regulatory region sequence-specific DNA binding. Gene Ontology annotation, biological process: regulation of transcription by RNA polymerase II. Lineage: Eukaryota; Fungi; Ascomycota; Sordariomycetes; Hypocreales; Clavicipitaceae.